UACGCGCAUGCGUGGACCGAUGCGGUGAUAAAGCAAGAUGGCGUCUGACGGAGAAGUCCUAAACGCGGGCAUUAUAUUUCUGUAUUCUUACAUAUAUGUUGUUUAAUAGAGUACACACGGUUAAUAAUUGUUUGUAGCCGGAUACAUUAGUCUGAGUGCACUUUGACACGUCUCCUGUUUGCUAGCUUCACUUAUGUUAGCUUGCAGCUAGUAUAGCUGGCUAGUUAGCUUAGCUUGUUAGCUGCUAACAAAGAGACACGGAAGUUAUUUAAACAUCGCUAAGUAGGGAACUAAUGUGAGUGUAAAGUGUUGUGAUUGUGUGAAAAUGUGUGAAAGAACGAUGACAAAGUAUGAGGAGGAACUUUGUCCAACAAAAGAGGAGGACGAGCGACAACAUCAACUACAGGAUGUUUAUUAUAAGAAACAUCAAGUUGUGUUACACAGAACAGACGUCUGUGAAGAACAACUUCUGCCUGAAAAACAUAAGUGUAGCUUCAGGAUGGUGAAGGAGGAUCCAUCAAAGAGGAAGACCAGGCACCAUGGACCCUCUGGCGUAUCCUUUUCCUCUUUGACACAGACCCUUCCCUGUAAAAAGGAAGGGGAAGACUCACUGACCCCCCACUUUAAAGAGGAAGAGGAGGAACACCGCAUCAGUCAGGAGGGAGAUCAUCUUGAAGGACUGGUGGAGAUCCCAGUGACUGGUGUCCCUGUGAAGAGUGAAAAUGAUGUGGUCAAAGGUGAAAGUGAGGAGAGGGGAGGGGGGGAGCUUUCAUGCAGCAGCUCAACACAACACAUGACAACAGAAGCUGAUGGAGACCACUGUGGAGGAUCACAAGCAGACACGCUCUUAGCUCCACUAUCAGAUAGUGAGGACACAACGUCACACUCUCCUGACACUGAUGAUGAAGACUCUAAAGAUGAUAAGACAUGUCACACUGACAACACUCACUUGAAAUGUUCUCACUGUGACAAAACCUUUAAAUACCAUUGUCGUCUGAAAACACACAUGAUAACACACACUGGAGAAAAAACUUUUUCCUGUUCAACCUGUGGAAGAGGUUUUACACGAAGUCAGAGUUUAAAAUUACACAGGAUAAUACACACUGAAGAAAAACCUUUUAUAUGUUUAAUCUGUAGUAAAGCUUUUGUUGUAAGUAACCAUAUGAAAGUGCACAUGAGAACACACACUGGUGAAAAACUUUUUAUCUGUUCAAUCUGUGGUAAAGGUUUUGUUCGAAGUCACAAUUUGAAAGUGCACAUGAGAACACACACUGGUGAAAAUACGGUUUCCUGUUCAAUCUGUGGUAAAGGUUUUACACAAAGUCAGAAUUUGAAAGUACACAUGAGAACACACACUGGUGAAAAACCUUUUUCCUGUUCAAUUUGUGGUAAAGGUUUUACACAUUAUCAACAUUUGAAAGUACACACGAGAACGCACACUGGCGAAAAAACUUUUUCCUGUUCAAUCUGUGGUAAAGGUUUUACAGAAAGUCAACAUUUGAAAAGACACACUAGAACACACACUGGUGAAAAAUCGCAUUCCUGUUCAAUCUGCAACAGAAGCUUUUGUGAACGAUCAACACUAGUAAGACACAUGAAAACACACCCAGGAGAGAAAGUGUUGAGUUGCAGUGUGUGUGGUGAAAGAUUCUCUUAUAAGUACCAGUGCGAGAAACACAAGUGUGCUGGUGAGAACAGCAGCAGCAAAUGAAACUGCAGGAUUUGAAAUAAACUGUCCAGAUUUUAAUUUUGACUUUCUAACAACAUCAGCAAAUAUAACAUGUGUGACUCCAUCCAUCCACCUUCUUCCGCUUAUCCGAGGUUGGGUCGCGGGGGCAGCAACCUAAGCAGGGAAGCCCAGACUUCCCUUUCCCCAGCCACUUCUUCUAGUUCUUCCCGGGGGAUCCCGAGACGUUCCCAGGCCAGCUGGGAGACAUAGUCUUCCCAACGUGUCCUGAGUCUUCUUUCGUGGCCCCUUACCGGUUGAACGUGCCCUAAACACCUCCCUAGGGAGGCGUUCGGGUGGCAUCCUGACCAGAUGCACGAGGCACCUCAUCUGGCUCCUCUUGAUGUGGACGAGCAGCGGUUUUACUUUGAGCUCCUCUCGGAUGACAGAGCUUCUCACCCUAUCUUUAAGGGAGAGCCCCGCCACCCGGCGGAGGAAACUCAUUUGGGCCGCUUGUACCCGUGAUCUUAUCCUUUCGGUCAUGACUCAAAGCUCAUGACCAUAGGUGAGGUUGGGAACGUAGAUCGACCGGUAGAUUGAGAGCGUUCUUCCUUCCGGCUCAGCUCCUUCUUCACCACAAUGGAUCGGUACAACGUCCGCAUUACUGUAGACGCCGCACCGAUCCGCCUGUCGAUCUCACGAUUCCCUCUUACCUCACUCGUGAACAAGACACCUAGGUACUUAAGCUCCUCCACUUGGGGCAGGGUCUCCUCCCCAACCCGUGACACGUUUAUGCUUUUUUCAGUCAAGUACAUGCAUUAAUAUGCAACAUUGUGUACUUUUAUUAAAAACUAAACAGAACAAUUUGACUGAAAAGGUGAGAGUUAACAGUACAAGACAUUUAAAAAAAAAAACAUUGUAUGUGUGUAUAUAUUCAUCAUACAAUUUUAGACUUACUUAUAAUAGUGGGGUUUUUUUUUAUAGGUGUUUGAAAUAUUGAAGUAUUACAUUUUUUUUUCUUCUAAUGGUUAAUGAUCCCAUAGAUUAGCACCUUUAUGUGAUAUACAUACUGUAUGUACUGGUUCACAUUUGAAACAUCUUCUGGACCACUUCGGGAAGCAUAUUAUUAUUAUUUACUUUAUACAUCAUUUGAACAGUUGUCUUUUAUACAAAUUUAAAAUGUGUAUCUUUAUGAAUUAUUUGUUGGGUCUUUAUAGUCCAUUUUAUUAUUUAUCUUUAUUACUCUCUUUUGUAAUAUGAUGAUUGUGUUGUGAUUGUUUUAUAUGUAUGUCCCCAGACCUUUAUGCAGUAUAAAAGUGAAAGAAAAUGACUUGUUUGUGGAAGAAUGGUUUUGUUAUUACAAAGUUACAUUUGUGAAUAAAACAAACAUUUCCAUUAUUGUGUUUUAAA
Molecule: messenger RNA, 3076 nt
Organism: Nerophis ophidion (straightnose pipefish)
Lineage: Eukaryota; Metazoa; Chordata; Actinopteri; Syngnathiformes; Syngnathidae
Product: gastrula zinc finger protein XlCGF57.1-like
Exons: 2
Coding region: 326-1711 (461 amino acids)
Biological process (GO): regulation of transcription by RNA polymerase II
Molecular function (GO): RNA polymerase II cis-regulatory region sequence-specific DNA binding; DNA-binding transcription factor activity
Source: RefSeq, a predicted model, not a curated record